AUGCAGGACAUCAUUGAUCAAGCCAAAUUAAUUCCCCAAUUAGUACAACCAACCAUGCCUCCUACUCCCGGCAUCGUAGAUAGUACCACAGAAAUUACCACAGAAACAGGAACAGCAGUCGAAAACACUGCCACUCAAAGCCUGAACAUCAAACAGAAUGCCGGCUAUGCCCAACAAGUAGCAAUGGCACCAGAAAAUGCAGAUUUAGUUAGGAAAAUAACGGAGCAUGUUCGUUCCGCAAUGCGUCAAGCGGCUGAUUACCAAAGUAGCCUCGAAGCAAAUUAUUCGAUCUAUUGGGGUGAGGACAGAAAAGAGUUUAUUCGUCAAUUCUGCCGCUAUGGUAGGCUCCUGACUAAAGACGACCUAGGACCAACUGGAGAAAUCGAACUGCCGGAAAAUCCUCCGACAUUGGAGCAGUUUAGAGAACAGAUUUUGAAAUACGAUAGAGUCUAUGAAGAAGUUGAAAGGAUAGAAGAUACUCGCCUCUUUGACUCUUGGUUAAAGGCGGAUUUGAAGCCAUUUAAGCAAUCAUUAUUGGCUGUGAUUCGGCAAUGGAGUGACAAGUUUAAACAAUAUUUGGUUGAUCAUGUCACAUCAACUUUAAAUGGAUUAUCGCUGUUUAUUGAUGACAGCACAACUGACCUAAAACUUGAAGGCGAGGCAGAAGAAGUUGGUUACAACAAGCUAGUAACCGUGCUUGAAAGACUGAAACUUAUUCGUGAAGCCGAAGAUGCUACUGAUGCUGGCUUUGAACCGCUUAGAGAGACAGUUGCGAUGCUGAAAGAGUUUGGCGAGGAGCUUCCAGAUGCAAUGACAAAGUUGUUAGAGUUCUUACCGGAGCAAUGGCAUGAACUCAAGAACGUAGCUAUUCUAACCAAACAGAAGGUGCAACCAUUGCAGGAACAAGAAGUUCAGAAUAUCCGCCUAAUGAGUCAACGCUACGAUCAAGAUUCAGCACGCUUGAGAUCUGAAUUCAGUGAAGCAGAUGUAUUUCUGUUUAAUUGUGAGGAACCCUACAUCGUUCUAGAUCAGGUUAGCCCUCUUAAUGUAAUUGCAAGCAUGCAAUCGUAG
Messenger RNA from Protopolystoma xenopodis, 1071 nucleotides. Lineage: Eukaryota; Metazoa; Platyhelminthes; Monogenea; Polystomatidea; Polystomatidae. The record is from the annotation of a GenBank genome assembly.